GGUUGAGGAGGUCAGAUAGGCAGUCGCUUCUUGUAAAGCACUGGUACUCAGCUGAAUCCGGUUAGACUGGAAGCCGACCCCGACAUAGUUUGGGAAAAGGCUCGGAGGAUGAUGAUAAUCUAAGCAAUUUGUAAACAGGUACUUACUUUUUGCUAAAAUGUUAAAAUCAUUAGUAAUUCUGUAAUUAAUGUGAAAUUUUACUUAGUGCCAAUGUUAAAUAUGAUAUCAAUGAAAAAAAAGACUUAUUCUAAUCUAAAUUAUAUUCAUUAAAAUGUAAUAAAUAAAUAAACAUUUUUGGGUGCGCGCAAAAUCCGUGCCAAAUGUAGAACAAUAGGAUUCGCUAAAUUUAGCAAUUUACGGUAACAAGUCACGCGGAAGUAAUAAUAUUUUAAUGAUUUAAAUAUUUGUUUCCGUCACAUGCUUUCAUGCUAACGUGGCCACGUGGCCACGGAUCUUGAUAUCACAUUAUCUAGUUUUUCUCUUCUCAUGAAUGUUUAUCUCUGUUAAACUGUAACAGUUUACAUAUAAAUUCACGGUUUUUUCCUGUUGUGACUUGGUGGCUUGUUGUUUAAAUGUUUUUAUUUGUUUCUAUGUAUUUACUUGGUCGUUAAAAUAUUUAGCUGAUUUAGUAGAUAAUACUGAUAAUUCUCGAUUUUACAUGCUGACAAAAAAGGGUCAGCUCAGAAUCGACAAAAAAAAAAACAAUAGUUUAACUUUAAAUACAAGUUACCUUCUUAUUUCCGCUCAGUGAAUUAAUAUAAAUUAUUGUCUAUCAAGGAUCAUAAUGGCUCCUAGAAAAUAACGUAUUAUCUCUAAUGUCACAUAAAUAAACAAAUAUGCUUAAGUAUAACAGCAAUGUAUGUAAUAAUAGAUAAACUACUUAUGAUUACACUAACUAGCUAGCUAAAGUGUGUAAGUACCAGUGAUUUCUGUAUACUUAGUUUGAAACGCAGGGCCAUUUCAUGCGAGGAACAAGGUGAACUCGAUUCCUAAGAUGAUCUUCUAUGAGGAAACUCGUAUCAGAAUUAUCCUUAAUCCUCUGUGUCAUUUGUCACGAGUUUCAUCUAAAAGAGUCAGCAGUUUGGACAAGAUAGCGUUGUCAUGGUAACAAAGCGGACAAGUCUAUUUUAUUUUUUACUAGCUUCCGCCAGCGGCUUCGCCCGCGUGGUGUGUUGAUAAAAAGUAGCCUAUGUGUUAAUCCAGGGUAUCACCUAUCUACGUUCCGAAUUUCAAUCAAAUCGGUCCAGCCGUUUUUGCGUGAUUGAAUAACAAACAUACAUCCAUACAUUCUCACAAACUUUCACAUUUAUAAUAUAAGUAAGAAGUAAGAUAUAAGUAAGAUUAUUUCUACUGAGGCCGUUUAAAAAAUUAUUUCGGUGUUGGAAGCUAUAUCCGCGAGUAACGUAGCCUACAUUUUAUCCGGGUUAGGGAAGAAGUUUCUUUAGAAAUAAGCAGUAAGUACCUUUGUACUCAAUUGUAUUAUGCCAUUUCUAAUUAUUAUUUAACAGUGUGUAUAUAAAUUAUAAAAUAAAAUAUGUUCCCCGAGAAGCGAGUGAAACCGCGGGAAACCAGCUAGUAUAUUCAUAUACGUAUAUUACAUUUCAUUAAUGGCACUACAUAAUUUAAAUUAUGAUAAUUUAAACAUGACUUUGAAUAUAAUUUUGAUAUUAUUACUGAGUAUAAAUCAGUAAAGUCGCAAUUCUUCUUCAAUAACAAUAAUAGUAUAGUAAACAACAAAGCCAUGAAAUACACAUUGGACACGUUGCCGGUAAUACUGAAUGACACUACAUUAACUAUUGUGGUUGCGAGCACAUAACGAUCGUAUAACCCAUUUGGACUGAAAAUUACAAUUUAUCUCGCCCACAUAACAUAACGUAAGUGCUCAUAGUUGUAAACUCCCUGUCGUCAUAUCCUGGGUCCUAUUACAUCUCUUAAUGGAAAUAAAAGACAAUUCUAAUAUGAAAAUUAUUGGAAAUAUAAUUGUCGUUUAAUCAAUCAUUAUCAUGGACCAGUUUCUGCCAGCGGUUUCACCCGCAUCCCAUCCCGUGGGAACUACUUCCCGUACCGGGAUAAAAAGUAGCCUAUAGCCUUCCUCGAUAAAAGGGCUAUCUAACACUGAAAGAAAUGUUCAAAUCGGACCAGUAGUUCCUGAGAUUAGCGCGUUCAAACAAACAAACAAACAAACAAACUCUUCAGCUUUAUAAUUGGAAAUAUAAUUGUCGUUUAAUCAAUCAUUAUCAUGGAUUUAUGAGUAAUACUUGUUAUAACUGGUAUGGAACUACAAAAUAGAGAAAGUUAACUACUGACUGUUAGGUUCGCUCCGUGACGUGACGAUAAUUUACUUAGCUGUACUGUUCACAUUGACGAUACUCAUAAGUGGUUUACGACCUCGCCACAUAAAUGACUGCACGUAUUUUUAUUAUCCAAUGCAGAAAUGCAGUACGCAAUUUAAAAUAAGCAUGUCACUUUUCACAGCACAACGCGACCUUGAUCGAGACCUACCUGUUUUCUCGCUUAGCAAUAAAUGUCAUUAAUUAUCCUCUGUAUCGUAUAUUUGUUUAGAAUAUUUUAAUUAAAAUUACAUCUGUGCUGCUUGUUAUUCUGUACAAUGAAAUGAAAAAAUAAUAAAAUCAUGAAAAUUCUGAUACAAUGACAAAAAUUAAUGAUUUGAUUGGAAAUUUUGGGAGAUAUCAUUACUGGUUAUGUAUUAUGGUAUUUAUAAGCAGAUUCGGAGUGGCGUUUCAUCAGAUGGCAAUUAUUUUCCUGGCUCCACCAGCACAAUAUUAUUGCCCAAAUAAAAAUUCCACAUGUUGUGACAAUCCUGUAUACGAUACCUCGGUGUUCACAAAGACUAUAGUAACUGAAUGGAAUCUGAUAUGCGAAAAAUCCUGGCUCAAGGACUUCACUCAAACAGUCUUUCAAUUUGGCGUACUAAUUGGUAGUUUACUUUUUGGAAUUGCAUCAGAUAGAUAUGGCAGAAAACCGACAUUGAUAAUAUCCGUGGUUAUAGAGAUAUUCUCAGGAAUGAUAUCAUCAUUUUUGCCUGAUUUUUGGAGUUUUACUUUUGCCAGAAUGUUGGUCGGUUUUUCAAACGGUGGUAUCAUGAUCAUUACUUUUGUGAUAAUAAUGGAAUAUGUAGGAACCCCAAAUAGGGACGUGGUAUCCGCUUUGUUUCACAUACCAUUUACAACCGGCCACAUCAUGCUGGCAGGAAUUGGGUAUCUGUUAAGAGAUUACACGUAUUUUCAACUAUGUAUAUCAGGGAUCAACGUUAUUCUAUUGGCGUAUAUUUGUUUAUUACCAGAAAGCCCAAGAUGGUUACUAGCUAUGAAUAAAACUGUUCAGGCAAUAGAUUUAAUGGAACGAGUUGCAAAAAUCAAUAAAUUGCCUACAGAACAUAUACGGCAUGAAGUAGAAAUGUAUCAACUAAAACGCAUCAAGGAUUACACAAAACCGAAGGCCACAGUAUUAGAUCUGUUUCGGUCUCCGAAGCUAAGAACUAACAUCAUGGUGUUGUCAUUCGCUUGGCUCGUGUGCAGCUACUGUUUCUACGGCGGCACUUAUUACAUCAGCCAUUUAACUGGUGACGUUUUUAUCAACGUUGUGGCGACCGGCAGUGUGUGUCUAUGCGCGUGUAUUAUUUGUAUUCCUUUGAUCAAGUUCUCCAAGCGCAAAACAGUGGUUGUUACUGCGAACGCUCUAUGCGGGUUUUGCAUGCUUACAAUCGGCAUCGUACCUGAAGGCAAAGUUUCUGUUAUAUUUGGAUGUUUGGGUGAACUACUAUGUUAUACUAUCUUCGUUGUUGUUUAUUUGUAUUGUACUGAAAUGUUUCCAACCGUAGUACGUAACGCGGCUAUAGGAAUUUGCUCGAUGAUGGCCCGAGUGGGAGCCAUGAUUGCACCGUUUCCGGCUGGAUUAAGACCCUAUGGCAUAUGGUGUGCGCCUAUUGCAUUCGGCAUCUUUCCUGUGAUAGCUGCAUUUCUAUGUUUGUUAUUGCCAGAAACAAAAGAUUGCGAGUUACUAAUGACAAUCGAAGAAGCUGAAGCAUUGGGCAAGAACUAUCAAAAUAUAAGUUCAAGAACUGAUGUCAAUAUUGCGGAAAGUGAAGCGUUAUUUCAAUGUUGUUGUAACACACAAUUGCAUCAUUUCGGUGAUUAUGUGAAUCCUGAUGAGAAGACCAUUAUUGUAAUGAACCAUCGCACAAGGGUAGAUUGGAACUAUAUAUGGAUAGCUCUUUACCACGCAACGCAAAAUCCGAAUGGCGACUUGUGCACUUGUAAACAGGUAGUGCAGAAUAAUAGUGAGUCUAAUAGCAUUUUGGAUCUUGGAGGGAAAUCGAAACUAAAAUUCGUUUUGAAGGAUGAAAUCAAAAAUAUUCCUGGCAUGGGUUGGAUUAUGCAACUAAACUUUUUCCUGUACGUAAAGAGGAACUGGCGUGAAGAUCAAGUAAAUCUGUCUCAGUUUGUAGAUUACUACCAGAAACUGAAUUAUGACUGCAGGCUAGUUUUGUUUCCUGAGGGAACGGAUUUAAGUGAUGACAAUCGUCGGCGCAGCGAAAAAUUUGCAGCAGCUCAUAAUAUGCAGAAUUACCAGUACAUAUUACAUCCUCGAACCACUGGUUGGGUAGCGUUAUGUUCUCGACUUCGGGAGGCAGGACUUGCCUCCGUGUAUGAUGUCACUGUAGCAUAUGAUACACCGGCGCAAACCGAAAUGGAUUUGUUCCGAGGACGAAUACCAAUGCAUGUUUAUUUUCAUUGUAAAAGAUAUCCCAUACAAAGGCUUCCCCAAGACGACGCAGCACUCAAAACGUGGCUCAUGGAGCGUUGGCAGGAAAAAGAACAUAGUCUUCGAAAAUUUCACAAUGAAGGUAACUUCGUGGACCCACAAUCUAACAGACCACCGCUGCUUCGAUCUCCAAGACCACUUAUGUUGGCUAAAGUAGGAUUGUUAUUCUGGACUCUCAUUGACAUAAUUUUCUUAUAUUGUCUACUAAACAGUGUCCUGUUCCAAUUCUGGGUUCUUUAUCACUGUUUCCUUUUCAUAUCCAUUACUUGGUAUUUCGGUGGGUUUCAUAAUAUUCAAUACAAACUCCUAGAGAAAUAAAUACUUUAAAAUAAAAUAAAAUAUAUUAUGUAGUCAUAAUUAAUUUAUCUUACUUCUAGAUUUUAGAAAUAUUUUAAUACUACUGUGAGUUCUCAUCAAUGCCAAAGCCAUGAUAAUUGUAAUAAAGAUUAUUAGACAU
Molecule: messenger RNA, 5242 nt
Organism: Helicoverpa zea (corn earworm)
Lineage: Eukaryota; Metazoa; Arthropoda; Insecta; Lepidoptera; Noctuidae
Product: lysocardiolipin acyltransferase 1-like
Exons: 8
Coding region: 2650-5103 (817 amino acids)
Biological process (GO): transmembrane transport
Cellular component (GO): endomembrane system; membrane
Molecular function (GO): acyltransferase activity; transmembrane transporter activity
Source: RefSeq, a predicted model, not a curated record